Messenger RNA from Labeo rohita (rohu), 3405 nucleotides. It is a transcript of the gene ednrba, whose product is annotated as endothelin receptor Ba. The transcript is spliced from 7 exons. The record is from RefSeq and is a predicted model, not a curated record. The coding region runs from base 382 to 1629 and encodes 415 amino acids. Lineage: Eukaryota; Metazoa; Chordata; Actinopteri; Cypriniformes; Cyprinidae. Gene Ontology annotation, biological process: regulation of blood pressure; enteric nervous system development; G protein-coupled receptor signaling pathway. Gene Ontology annotation, cellular component: membrane. Gene Ontology annotation, molecular function: endothelin receptor activity.
GCCAGUGGGAAGAAGAGUCAUCUGCUGAGCAAACGCCGCAGAUACAGAAAACACUUCGAAACGUAACGCUGUGGUCAUGUGAAAGAUGUAAAAGAGAUCAUUGCGUUUGGAAGGAAAUGUGCGCGAAUUAAAUCAUCUGGAUUUUUGAUGGACUAUCUUGUCAGGAGACGUCGAGGACCUUUUCUCGAUUCUGUUCGCAUAACUUAAGCAAGGGGUUAAAAUAUCCGCUUUGAGGUAUUUGUAAUAUGUAACCAAUAUCACCGCAAACAGACAAUUGCCAGAGGUUUACAUUGAAAUUCUAGCCUGAAGACAUUUGGCUAUCGAUGUAAUGAUUAAAUUGAUCAGCAGUCUUAGCAUAGUGUUUAACGUUUCAUACAAAAGAUGGAAACAAGAUGCGUGGUCUCUUUGCUCAUUCUACUGACUGGACACUUCGUCUUGAUAAGUGCUCAAGGGAAGGGGCAACUUUCCACGGGACUCGUGUCUCCAAACCUGAAAUCUGCACUUGGAAAAGGCAGUGUGGUUAAUGAGUCCAUGCCUCGACGACCAAGAGUUUUGCCGCCUAUGUGCACAGGUCCCACAGAAAUAAGAGAUACUUUCAAGUAUAUUAACACCGUGGUUUCGUGCCUUGUGUUUGUAGUUGGGAUAAUCGGGAACUCUACGCUGCUCAGAAUCAUUUAUAAAAAUAAAUGCAUGCGGAACGGUCCUAAUAUCCUCAUUGCAAGUCUGGCGCUUGGGGACCUGUUGCAUAUUGUCAUAGACAUUCCCAUUAACGUCUAUAAGCUUCUGGCUGAAGAUUGGCCAUUUGGUGUUGGACUUUGCAAAAUGGUUCCCUUUAUACAAAAGGCAUCAGUUGGCAUCACAGUGCUGAGUUUGUGUGCACUGAGCAUAGACAGGUUUCGAGCAGUGGCAUCGUGGAACCGCAUCAAAGGCAUUGGCGUCCCUAAAUGGACAGCCAUUGAAAUCAUUCUAAUAUGGGUGAUGUCCAUUAUACUUGCAGUGCCAGAGGCCAUUGCCUUUGACAUGAUCACAAUGGACUACAAAGGAGAGCAGCUUAGGAUUUGCUUGCUCCACCCUAUGCAGAAAAACAAGUUCAUGAAGUUUUAUAAGUCAGCCAAAGAUUGGUGGCUUUUCAGUUUCUACUUCUGCAUGCCGCUGAUGUGUACUGCUAUCUUCUACACUCUCAUGACCUGUGAAAUGCUUCGAAAGAAGAAUGGGGUCCAAAUUGCACUUAGUGAUCAACUAAAACAGAGGCGUGAGGUGGCUAAAACCGUGUUCUGUCUGGUGCUAGUCUUUGCACUGUGCUGGCUUCCACUGCACCUCAGUCGUAUUCUUAAGCUUACCAUUUAUGAUGAAAGGGACCCGAACCGCUGCGAGCUUCUGAGUUUCUUCCUGGUUCUUGAUUAUAUCGGGAUCAACAUGGCAUCGGUGAACUCAUGCAUAAACCCAAUCGCUUUGUAUAUGGUUAGCAAGCGCUUCAAGAGCUGCUUCAGAUCAUGUCUGUGUUGCUGGUGCCUUCCUCCUGAAAUGUUAGCCAUGGAUGAUAAGCAGUCCUGCAUGAAGCUGAAGGUGACAGAGCGAGGAUCUGAACAAAGCAAUAGCCGUGCCUCCAACAAAUACACUUCAACUUAGGCAUUGAUCUGCAUACAGGUAUCGGUGGUCUACAAAUUGCAUUUAACAUUUAGCUAAUACCAUAAAACUCUGUGUCAGCUGUAGGUAUACUGAUUACAAGUAAAUGUGUUGCUGAAAGGUAUAAAGAAGGAUAUGUCUGUUAAAAUCUCAGUUUUUAUCCACUCCUCACUGGUUUAGUAUUAGGAAGUGCUUCAAAUUUGAAUUAACAUUGCCAUCCACAAUUUGUAACAUAAUGUUAAUGUUUUAGAUGCUCUUUAAAGGUUAAAAAAAGUUAAAAUUCAACUUAAUGAUUUAAAAAGUAUUUAACAUGUCAGCACUGGCUACAUGUCACAUCUGAAAAAUGCUCAGAAGUUUUGUCCAGCUCUGCAUACAUUCAUGCUUAAGGAAUUGUGUCGAAAAUAUUCAACCAAAUUUGAAAGUGACUUCACAUGCUCUCUGUAGUUCCCUGUACAUUUAAAGCAGAGGUUUUCAAACCAGUCCUGGAGUACCCCCAGCACUACACAUAUUUAUGUCUCCAUUAUUGGACACCCAAUUCAGUCUCUGCAAAUAAGCUGAUGAGUUGAAUUAGGUUGGUUAAAUCCAGUAUUGCGGGGUAACGCAUUACAAUUGUGUAAUCUGAUUACGUUUUUCAAGUAACUAGUAAAGUAAUGCAUUACUUUUCAAUUUACAAGAAAAUAUAUGCAGUACUUUUUUUAAAAGUAAUGCCAGUUACUUUGUUUUCCCAUUUAUUGACUGACAGCUCUCCUAUUCCCAUAUUGAGAGAAAUUGGGUGUAAGUGCAGAGGCGUGUGCCCUGUGUAUGGUUACUGUAGUUCUAGGCUAAAUGUGAACAUGCAUUUACUCAUCUCACUUGCACAAAAAUAGAUUCAGCAUUUCUCCAAAACAAUAAAGAAAAAUUUUGAACAAACAAGCAAGCCUAGCCCAUAUUUGAAAAGUAGCUCAAAAGUAAUGUAACUCAUCACUUUCCAUGAAAAGUAACUAUAACGCAAUUAGUUACUUUCUUAGGGAGUAACGCAAUAUUGUAAUGCAUUACUUUUAAAAGUAACUUUCCCCAACACAGGUUAGCAGAGAGGUCAGGGAGACAUACAAAAUGUGCAGUGCUGGGGGUACUCCAGGACUGGUUUGAAAACCCCUGAUUUAACGAAUUUCCAAAUGUAAUAAAGAGAGUGAUUGUAAAAACAAUGCUAGGUUUGUUUUUGGUGUACAUGUAUGGAGUUGCCCUGAAGCAUAGUUCAAGUCAACAAGCUUAUUUCAAUAGCUCUUUUAUGCCAGAAGAAGAUACAUUAAACCUAAAAUAGAAAAGUAUAUUUCUUUUGUGAUUAUUAUUAUUAUCAUUAAUAUUAUUAUUAUUACUACUACUACAAGCUUUGAGAUGUUAUACCUUUUUGAUUGUUUGUUUGAGUUGGGGGGGAGGGGGGUCAGCCACGUGGUGUGGUUUCAUAAUUCAUCAUGUAUCUUUAAGCGUAGUGUAUUUGUCAGCGUUUGUCAAUGUUGCACAUGCUUGCAAACUUAUGUUAUGAUUAUCUCAUCUGCCAAGAGCUUUUGUUUGAGAUUUACACAAGUUGUAUGAUUAAUCUUCCACAUGACUCAAGGCCUCAGACAUUUUACUACUCAUUUAAUUGUGUUAUAAUUCCUGCUGACUCUGUUCAGUUUUUUUUUUUUGUAGUUCUUCUUACUAAUAUUUAUAUACUUCUUUCUUCUUAUGUAAGAAUGUAUUUAUCUUAAAUGUGUUGUAAAAAGCUUAUUUUGAGACAAUAAAAACAGAAAAACAUGUUUA